GAGUUUUAAGACAGAAAUUAGAUGUCAGAAACAAACGAGACGCGUCUCAUGACGUAUCACUGCCGGACAUGACGCGUUUUGAAAGCGCCGUUUCUAUGACGCUUACUACGGCAGGCCGUUUCCGUCGGGCGGCAAUAUGCGCCAGCGCCAACUGCUGUGACCUGUGCGGUCCUGGCGCUAAGGUUUCUCGCUGCUGACCUCCCUUCUCUUGGCGACUGGAGGUCGCUAAGUUCCAUAAGUAGACACUAUAACCUUGGUUCUUGUGCUGAUUCACUGCCCCCUGCUCGGUGCCUGUGUCCUCUCAGUUGUCCGUGGUCGCGAUCAUAGACGAACUUUGCGGUGCUUGUCAGCAGAUAAAUGCAGAACAGAAGUAUGAGCUCACUGCACAGGCAGGUGCGUCAGCUGCUUGCGACAUCGAAGUGGAGGAGGAGGGUGGAUAUUCCUCUUUACCCCAGCAGUGGCUUUCUCUUCAGGAGCAUCUCCUCUACCACUUCAGAAACAGACCCCAUAGAGAUCCACAAGAGGAAGCUUUUCCUGUGGUUCAGUCACCUACCGCAAGAAGAGAAACAGUUUGGAGGUUAUUUCAGCCCAGAGACAAUGCACGUGGAUCCACUGAUUCUAGAAAGGAAGCCAGAGGAGAGGGUGGGAUUUCUCCCCUCCCCUCUCCAAACACCAACCACCUGCAACCCCUCUGUAACCCUGGAACAGCUGUUUGAGCCCACUCAUGCCUGGAGUGAGGACCAGGGGCUCAAUGUGCUUCUGUAUGGGGCUGUGGGGACGGGCAAGAGCACUGUGGUCCGGAAACUGGUGCUGGACUGGUGCAGUGGGUCCACGCUGCAACAAUUCAAGCUGCUGGUACCUUUUUCUUGUGAGGACCUCAGUCAGCUGUCAAAGGCGGCUUCUUUAAGGGACCUGGUGAGCAGGAAGUACCUGCACCUGAAAAAGCACCCCAUGCUAAGCGGGGAGGGGAACCAGGCUAACAGUGUACUCUUCCUCUUCAACGGCAUGGAGAAGAUGAACCUGGACUUUCGUAUCGGAUCCACAGAACUCUGCAGUGAUCCAAAUGAGGCACUGCCUCCCAGUGGAGUGUUAGUGAAUCUGCUAAGGAAGUACCUCCUGCCUGAGGCCAGCAUCCUGGUUACCACCAGACUGUCUGCCCUUGACCGCAUCCCUCAGAAGUAUGUCACCCGCUAUGCACAGAUUUUUGGCUUCGAUGAUCCAGACCGCCAGCGCGCCUACUUUACCAGCCGCCUUUUGCAGCAUAGUGGAGAGGCUGCAUGUAACCAGGGGGCCCACAACCUCAUCGAGCUGCUUUACCUCAACCUUCAAGGCAAAAGCCAGCUGGCUGCAGCCUGCUUCCUCCCCUCCUACUGCUGGCUCACCUGUGCUUCAUUGCACUUCCUCCACUUCACCGAUGCUAACACUCCCAUUCGAACGCUGACUGGCAUCUACACCAGCUUCCUCAGGCUGAACUUUGGAGGUGAGGUCCUGGGCACAGGAAUGGGGACCAACGUGCCGAUUCAGGAGCACCAAAGUUCUCUGAUGCUGUACGUCGUUCGCACUGUGGGAAAGGUGGCAUUUGAUGGUGUGACAAACAAACGCACAUCGUUCUCUGAGAAGGAGCUGGAGCAGUGGAUUGGGGGGAAGACUAAGACCGAUGAGGAGCUACGGCAGCUGGCCAUGUUUCGGACUGAUGUGCUGGACUUCUUCCUGGUUCCCAGUGUAGAGAGUGGGAAGAACUGCGUGGAUGCAGCCGGUGAGCCUGACCAGAAGCAGUAUGUAUUUGCUGUUCCAGCCAUGCAGGAGUACUUGGCAGCUCUCUACGUGGUUCUAGGGGAGAACAAAUCAGCUCUGGAGAAGAUCACCAACCAGUUGUCAAUGGCCAUUGGUCAGGCAAGUGAGGAUUUCAUUGCCUUCUUCAACAUACUUUCUAAGUUUAUCCCCCUUCGGAUCUUUGCUGUCUUCAACCUCCUCAAGCUUUUUCCCAAGAUCUAUGAGAAAAUCAGCAGCUACAACAAAGGCAGCAUAGCCAGAACCAUGGCUGCUGAGUUGUUUCGCACCGAGGACAGCUACAACGAGGAUGUCCUUGAUCAGGUGGAACAGAGCCUUCUGGGCGUCCAUGGCCCACAGACCAAGCAGCACAGUGAAGGCAAGCCUUUCGAGCUCUACCCCAUCUUCAUGGGUGGAUUGUUGCAUUAUGGGAAUCGUGUCCUUCUCCAGCAACUUGGCUGCAGCAUUCAGAGCACCACUGUGGCCCAGAUCACGCAAGCCCUCAGGAAAUACCUUGUCAGAGAGCUCAGCAAGCCCCAGCCACCAGACGAGCUGAUGGACCUGCUGAUCCUCCUGUACGAGUUUCAGAACCCAAGGCUGACUGCUGAGGUGCUGGCCUCAAUCAGAAGCAUCCCCCUCAACAGCAUCCGUAUGACGACGUUGAAAUGCUUUGUAGUGAGUGCAGUGCUGUCGUGUGCCCCAGAAAGCUACUGCCUUCACACCCUGGAUAUGUCCUCCUGUCUCCUCAACAAUGACAUGAUUCAGAUACUGCGUCCUGCUUUCAGACACACACGCAACCUCAAUCUGCAGUUCAACAACUUGGGCCCUGAGUCGUGCGUUGUUCUGAGAGACCUGCUACAAGACCCUGCGUGUUAUAUUAAAUCUCUACAGCUUUGUGACAACGCCCUGCUUGACUCUGGGGUGCACACCCUCCUGAAAGCCCUGCCGCAGAAUGAGUCACUGACGCACCUUUCUUUAAUGCACACUGGGAUGGGUGAGCAAGCUGCCAUGGAGCUGGCCGCAGCGUUGCCACAUCACACAGGGCUCCAGGAGCUCAAUGUGGCCUACAACAACAUUGGUGACAGAGCUGCUCUGGCUCUGGUGGACGCCUGCAGGGAGCAUCGCAGCAUUCACACCGUGCACUUGUAUCUGAACCCUCUCACUGACACUGGGAAGCAGUCCCUCUAUGCCCAGGGUGUGCCCAAGAGCAGUGAUACUGGCCAACGGGUAAAGGUCCUCGCUUCAGUCACCGAGGGUGCAGACAUCUCAGAGAACUGGCACCCCAUCCUUAGUGUGAUACGGGAGAACUUUUCAUCCUGGGACCGGGACUGUGUAAGCGAGCAGCUUAAGAUCUUCCUCAGGGACUUGGAGUGGGGACGCGAGCAGCAGCCAAACUUCUGGAAGAGGCUCCACUUUCGCCGGGUAGAGAGGGGAGUUCGUCAAACUCUGCAGAUGCUGGAGAAGGACAAUCUGCCUGCGUCUGCAAUAAACAAGAAGUAGUUCUGAAAAUGCAGAGAUCAACACCCGAGUGAAUCUACACAGACCAGGAGCUUCAUUGGUGCAAGGAAACAAUCCUCUACUCAGCACCAGUGGAAUCAAGAUACCAACAAUAAUUUAAUGUGCAUAGUACAAUACCAAAAACAUAGUAACUUCUCACUGCAUAUUGAAUGAUUUACAGGCACAUGGGGUCUGGGUGAAGGUUACGUGUCAACAUCUGUGUAAAUCUGUUUACUUUGUAGCAUCCACCAUUUCUCAGGUUUGAGUGUUGGACUAAUGAAGCACUUCCUCUGCUUUAACACCAGUAAUAGUGCUGUUUAGCUGUUCACUUAUUUUUUGUGCAUGAAAAAAGACUGGACAGAGUAAAAACUAGUCCUAAACUCUUGGAUGAAAAUCAUCACAGCAUGACAAUGGUCUGUGCUGUGAGGGUCUGUUUUGCCGCACACACUUCUAUCAGUGUCCCGGCACCUUUCAUUCCACCUAGAGGACGGUCCAGACAGCCUCAGCUGGAUGGCUGUGUUCACAUAAUUUUUAUGGGUGUCUGGUUUCCCCACAGGGAAGCAGGUCACUGGAGAUGUGAUCUGGUAGACAAGGAACCACUUCACCAGCCACCAUAUGUUUUCAAGCAGUUUUCUCUGCAUCAUUAUCUACAGUCAUAAUAUCAGGAAAAGGUUCAGGGAAUGUGGAGAGAUCUGGGUGAGAAGCAUGUGAUCAGACUGGUUCUGUGAUUAGCUCAGUGUCAGCCUUGGUCCUGGCCUCAUCAGGUGCUCAGGACUAAAACCUGUGUGAGAGGCAGCUCACACUUUAUGACUGCAGGACAAUGAUUGACCACAUCCUGUUCUAGUGCGUCCAACUGCUGCCUGUGAAGCGUCCUGGAAGCAUCCUGGAAGCAGGAUAUAGUAAAAGGAUAUAGUGAUUUCCCCAUUGCGAGACAAUAAAGGUAUUCUAUCUAUCUUCUA
Molecule: messenger RNA, 4226 nt
Organism: Betta splendens (Siamese fighting fish)
Lineage: Eukaryota; Metazoa; Chordata; Actinopteri; Anabantiformes; Osphronemidae
Gene: nlrx1
Product: NLR family member X1
Exons: 12
Coding region: 358-3270 (970 amino acids)
Biological process (GO): negative regulation of canonical NF-kappaB signal transduction
Cellular component (GO): mitochondrion
Molecular function (GO): protein binding
Source: RefSeq, a predicted model, not a curated record